Molecule: messenger RNA, 1041 nt
Organism: Diplodia corticola
Lineage: Eukaryota; Fungi; Ascomycota; Dothideomycetes; Botryosphaeriales; Botryosphaeriaceae
Product: syntaxin 5
Exons: 2
Coding region: 1-1041 (346 amino acids)
Biological process (GO): intracellular protein transport; vesicle fusion; endoplasmic reticulum to Golgi vesicle-mediated transport
Cellular component (GO): Golgi membrane; endomembrane system; SNARE complex
Molecular function (GO): SNARE binding; SNAP receptor activity
Source: RefSeq, a predicted model, not a curated record
AUGGCCGCCACGUCGAUCCAGGACCGCACGCCGGAGUUCCGGAGUAUCCUGCAGCAGGCUCAGCGCCGCGUGCAGAACAACAAGGCCAGCGCCCAGCGCCAGUCGCUGCUGUCGCAAUCGGAGAAGCAGGCCAGCCAGUCGCCGCAGCGGCAGCGCAGCGAGUUUGCCCGCAAGGCGGCCGAGAUCGGGCGCGGCAUCUCGGGCGCCAUGGCGAAGCUGGAGCGCCUGGCCCAGCUGGCUCGCCGCAAGACGCUCUUCGAUGACCGCCCGGUCGAGAUCGCCGAGCUCACAUACGUCAUAAAACAGGACCUGGCCCAGUUGAACACCUCGAUCAAGCAACUGCAGCAGCUUUCGGCCGCCCAGCACCCUCAGGCCCAGAAGGACCAGGAGGGUGAGCACAACAAGAACGUACUGCUGCUUUUGCAGGGCCGCGUGGCCGACGUUGGUUUGUCGUUCAAGGAAGUGCUCGAGGUCCGCACCAAGAACAUUCAGGCCUCCAAGUCGCGCACAGAGAACUUUGUUUCUUCUGUCUCUCAGAACGCCCAGCAGGGCCUCGAGCCUGGCCGGACCGAUUCGCCGCUCUACCAAACGCCUUCACGGGGUCGUAGCCCAAAGCCUGGUUUCCAGAACACCAACGCGGCUCAGCAGGACCUUCUUACGCUGGAGCCCAACGGUUCCGGAUCAUCCGCCUUGAUGGGAGGAAGAGGCGGUGCGGCGUCGGACCAGCAACUCUUGCUCAUGGAGGAGGCUCAGCCUGAGAACACAUACAUCAACCAGCGCGGUGAGGCUAUCGAAGCUAUCGAGCGGACCAUAUCCGAGCUUGGCGGUAUCUUUGGCCAAUUGGCGCAGAUGGUGUCGGAACAGAGCGAGAUGAUCCAACGCAUUGACGCCAAUACCGAGGACGUCGUCGACAAUGUCCAGGGUGCCCAGCGCGAGCUGAUGAAGUACUGGAAUCGUGUGAGUGGGAACAGAUGGCUAGUCGCUAAGAUGUUCGGUGUUCUUAUGAUUUUCUUCCUUCUCUGGGUCCUUAUCGCUGGUUGA